AUGAGGAGAUUCUAUUUCUUGAAGUCUUCGGAUCUUACUCUGCAAGACCCUCCUCUACCGACUCGGCAAGAAAAGAUCCUGUUUUGGUCGCAUGCAACAGAUGUGGGGGCUUUAUUCAACAUGUUGAAAGAGCGAAACAUGCGUCCGAUGAACGCGCAUGGAGUGGCAGCAUUCGGCUGCAACAUAUUCUAUGCGCUCGGACACGAGAUGUCCGGAUCCGACAUCGACGAACACAACCUGACCCGGGUGAUUUUCAACACCACCCGCAGCGCCAAGAACUUGGCAGGCAUCGUCGUGGGUGGCCGUGCAUGGGGAUCUCUCCGCAAACACCUUGGUGGAUCCUAUGAAACAGCUCGUGCAGCCACUGAAGAGGAUGAGGUGCUCAAGGAUGCGAAUGCAAAAGCUUAUUGCGUAUCUCGCAACAGAUAUUGCUUUACAUGCAUUGCUUUUGAGCAGCUGAUGACGCCGCCUUCCACAGCGAACACCCUCAUCUCCCAGUACCAGAAAGCUGCAGGCAUAGCUCCACAAGAAAAUUUCACAAGCAAUGGCGAACACAUGGACUGGAUAUUGGCCCCAGGGAGCAUCGGAUACGACGUGGUGGGCAUCAGGCAGUGGGAGCGCAUCAAGCCAAGGCGACCCAAUAUGGUGGUCUCAAGCAUCGAUGCCGACUCCAGCAUCCACGCCGAUGCCACCAUCCACGCCGACGCCAGCAUCCUUGUCGACACCAGCAUCCUUACCGACGUGGCCACCUAUGCCACCACCCGCACACCGGCGACACCGGCAACCACGGCACGGGUACCACUUCCUAGUCAGUUUUCAGAGGACCCGGACCAUUAUGAUACGAACCUCGUAUUCAAAGCAACUUUGAAGAGGACCAUAGAGCCCACGGCUUGGAGCCGUGCCAAAGGACUUGCAGGCAUGGACAUCCGCGAUGUCACCGUUGCACAUCUUUGCAGACAUGGCAUGGAGGAAUUUGGACUUCAAGGACUUUCCCACGGCAAGUUCACCGGCAUGAUUUUGACCCGCAACAUCGCCGAGAGCGUCUUCCUCUCCCAGCUUCAAAAGAAGCUCCGCGAGAACAACAUCGACAUCGAUGCCACCGUCGACGCCCUCUACAAAAGCAAAAGACAAAAAGCCCCUGACAAGGUGAAAGAGGCCAUUACCUUUGUCACACCCCUCGUCGACACCAUCCUUGACGCCAUCAAGCCUUGGGCACAGGUACGCAACUAUGCCGCCAAGAACACCGACGGCGACAACCAAGCAGCUCAGCGCAUGCAGGCCCUGGAGGAGCAAACCGCAAAGUACAAACAACGCCUGCGCAGCGCCGGCAUCGAGGUCACCCCCCAGAAGUCCCUACGGCUGCAGAAUGAGCCAACAGAUGGUCCAGAAACAACAGCGGCACCACCAAAGCGCAGACGCCUUACAAAGGGAGCUAUCAAGCAGCGCAACGAGGACAUCCUCGCCGAGCCCCACAACGUAAUCCGUACCAAUGGACAAGAGCCACCGACAAGUAUGACCUCGAUUGCAACUUGGGUCACCAAUCUCAAGAAGAGCCUCCCCCGAGAAAAGCACGCGGAAGUGGACAGUCACAUACAGUCCGUGCAGACCAUCCUCGAAGGCGCUAAGUACACCAAGGCAGAGCUACAGGAGAUGGCGACACGAUGGGGACUCCCCAUUUCUCUCACUACAGCGCCAAAGGCUUCGCCCAAGAACCUUCAGCAGCUGAUCGCGGCCGUCACCUACCUCGCCGUGUGCGCGGUUCCAGAGCUCUACACGUUCGAGAAAUUCUCCCAGCCCUGUGCAGUGUACGUCAAGCUUUUAUUUCCAAGGCUCAACAAGCAAGCCUAUGCGACUGCUACCCGAGAUGCAUCCUUUUGUUACAUCGGAUCCACCAACAUCACUGUGGCCAAGAGAGAAUACAACAGAGUCGCAAAACUUCGUCAACUACAACAACUCAAACUACCCAAAACCGAGAUUGCCAUUCGAUAUUGGAACGACUCCCAGACCUACCAGCGCUACAGCACCAUUCUUCUUUCGCAACACUCGGAGUACAUUGACGCCUGGGCCGAAGAACACAGCCUGAUUCAGAGAUGGCAGCCCAAGCUGAACUACCCGUAUGUCACGAAGGAGCUGGUCAAGAAGGCCCAAUUCUGGAAGCUCUUGUAUUCCAUAUCCAGCGACACCAAGCAAGAAUUUGAGGCCUCCAAGGAGCUGCGCAGCGGCAAGCACGACGCAGAAACAGUUACCCUGCUCUACAGACUCGCCAACCACAUGGACCAUGCCAACGCGCACCUCAUGAUCUACUGCCCGAACAUCUACAACCAAGCAGCCUACAAUACUUGGAUGGACAAACAAACAUUCCGAAUGUUAGACGCCGACCCUGACGAGAUCAAGCAGAACAUGCAGAACAAUACCCCCAAGGUGGUCGCCAAGCACUAUGAAAUACACCAACUCUUCCACAACAAUGAGCACCUGUACCCGGGGCGACACUUGAAAUUUCUCAACCACGAUUUGGUCGGCUUCUUUAAUUCGAUACCACAAUCCGAUAUCCUACAAAGCAUCCACUUCCUCACCUCCCAGUUCCUUGACGAGCACAACUCCACCAUCACCGUCGAUCCUCACAGCAAGAUCGCACCCGCACAUUCCGGCAGAUCAACGCACAGCCUGAAGUUCAACAUGGUCAAGGUGCAGGCAGAACACAUACCCGCCAUCAUCCAGUUCAGCUUCGAUGCUUGCGCUUUCACAGCCAUUGGGGAGGUCUUUCAGCAGACUUGUGGCACCUCCAUGGGAAACCAAAUCAGUCCCAUCCUCUCGACAUGUGCAAUAGUGGCCACAGAAAUCACAUGGCUAAGAAUGUGUGGCCAGUUCGUCAGCAACGCCCAUCUCCACGACAAGUUCUGGAUUCGCAGGUACGUCGACAACAGAGCCAUCAUAGUCGAUGAAGAUGAGCUUCAGCACAACCCCUACAUCCAGCAGCUUGCAUCCCUACACUUCUACAAGAAGCCAGUACAACUGGAAGAUGAAGCGUGUGAUGGUUUUCUGGGAUUUCGCAUUCACGCAGAUAAUCGCCAAAUUACCUACAAUCUCCACCGAGAAGCUUGGAGAUAUCGACUUCCCCAGUCAGCCGGCUCCACAAAGCUACGCCUCAGCGGGUACCACAGCAGAAAACACCUCAUCCGCACCAUUGCCUACCCUGAAGAUGUAGCCAAGAGACAACUACAAGAGCUGGACGACCUCUACGGCGACUUGGGAUUUGCGCGCCUUCUCGAAAACUCAGCAGAGUCCCGACACAUGCAAGGUAUUAGCAAUUGUGAUGACUCAGCCACUUUUCUUCAGUUUCUUCAGUUUUUUGGUUCAAGAGGGCAUUGGUAG
This is a messenger RNA of Symbiodinium sp. CCMP2592, 3372 nucleotides long. The record is from the annotation of a GenBank genome assembly. NCBI's taxonomy places the organism in Eukaryota, Dinophyceae, Suessiales, Symbiodiniaceae.